AAGCAAUCGCGUUAAUUUGCGUCGUUUCCUUUUCACAAUCAACACGUAACAACUACCUACUGGAAAUGUAAUUCUCAGACCAGAGCUUCAUUUGGCGUACGCAGGUCGCCACAGACUGAACCAUGGCGUUUUUAGUCCCUGUGCUCGCCAUGUUCCUGAUUCCUCUUGUCAGUGGAAGUCAUCUCACCAACAAGAUUUUCAAAUGGAACAUCACCGAGCCUGUUGGAUACAUUUCUGUGGGUAAGCGCCUCGACGGACACUGGUUCUACCAGGGCUACAAGAAAGAUGUCUCUCUCUGCGCCUACCAGUGUCUCCGACAACCGCAAUGUCUUUCCUUCAACUACGAAAAGGACAGUAGCAAAUGCAUCCUAAACAGGAAGAACCACGUAACUGCCCCCUUGACCAACGCCGCAUCCAACUACGUCAGCUACCAUGCACGGGAAGAGUACAGCAUUGACCGUGAAGCGUUAGGUCCGUGUGCCGAUGAUGUCUGCCACAGUCAUGGACGUUGUUUGGAGACCAAGACGACUGGCGACCAGCUCGUAGCAAUCUGUGUGUGUAACAAGGGAUGGGGCGGUUCCGACUGCAGCACGACAAAACCCGAGCCCCAGUGGGGUGCGUGGCAAGACUGGGACGACUGUUCCGUCACCUGUGACCAGGGCUGGCGCUUGCGCAGGAGGAACUGCGAGGAUGGCAACUCUGGUCAAACGUUGAGCCCCCUUGAGUGCUAUGGUCGUGACAUUGAGUAUGGAUCAUGUCAGCUACAGGCUUGUCCGCGUUGGGAUUCCUGGGGCGAGUGGGGUACCUGCACCACCUACCAGACCUGUGGUCGUGGAUACAAGGUACGCAACCGCUCCUGCAACAAUGGAGGAACGCCAGGCGUUGACCGCUACUGUCUGGGCCCCACAAAUGAAACAACGGUGUGCCACAGCAUGGACUGUCAAAGUCCGAUACGUCUUCGCGGAGGUUCCGCCUACGGUGAAGGCCGCGUGGAAAUCUUUAAUGACGAAGUUCGUCAGUGGGGCAAGAUCUGCGGAGACCAGUGGACACAAGGAAUGGCUGACCUGGUGUGUAAACACCUUGGAAUGCCUGGAGCCCAUGAUGCUACCCAAGACAGCCGGUUUGGCGCUGGUGAUGUGAUGUAUGGCGUCACAAGCCUUUCUUGCCAUGGAGGGGAGAGAACAGUACAGAUGUGUGAACGGAACCCCUGGUCCCUCACUUCGUCAUGCCCGGGGUUGACAGAACCGGCAGGAGUCAUGUGCAAAGUCAAUGGAGUUUGGUCGCUGUGGGGUGAAUGGGGAGAAUGUUCUGUAACCUGCGAAUCCGGUAUCCAACAGCGCACGCGCAGUUGUAACCAUCCGCCUGCAUUGCAUGGCGGGAAUGAUUGCGUAGGCGAGACGGAACAGACGAGGCCGUGCACUCUCGACAUGUGCCCAGUGGACGGUGUAUGGGAAACCUGGGCUGCUUGGUCGGAGUGUUCCACGUCGUGUGGUAAGGGGUCGCAGUGGAGGGAGAGGACGUGUGAUGGGCCAUUCUAUGAUGGGAAGGAGUGCCAGGGAGAGAGGAGACAAACUCAGGAGUGCCAGAUCAGGGAGUGCCCAGUGGACGGCGUGUGGAAUGGCUGGGAGACAUGGGGUGACUGCUCCAACAUCUGUGGGGGCGGGAUGCGAUCUCGGACACGCACCUGUCAAGGCCCCUUCUUUCAGGGGGCUCCUUGCCCUGGGGAAGUGAGUCACACAGAGGAAUGCAACACAUUUGAGUGCCCAGUGGAUGGUUCUUGGCUGCCGUGGCAUGAUUGGCGGGAUUGCAGUGUCACGUGUGGUGGAGGUCAACAGAUCAGAAAACGGGACUGUCUCAAACCUAAAUUUGGCGGCAGUAACUGUGAAGGAGAGAGUCAGCAGACAAGACAAUGUAGUACACAGGAAUGCCCAGUUGACUCUUACUGGUUGCCAUGGGAACAAUGGGGAGAAUGCAAUACGACCUGUGGUGGUGGUAAUCAGCGGCGCUUGCGCACUUGUCAAGAAGGUUUGAAUGGCGGUCGCAACUGUAAUGGCCCAGCGGAAGACUUUCAGACUUGCAACACGCAUGCGUGCCCAGUGGAUGGCGUGUGGCGAGAAUGGAACGAGUGGUCCGCAUGUUCACGCAGGUGUGAUACAGGCACGCAGACACGCAAUCGCACGUGUGACGGGCCGUAUUUCGGCGGAAGCGACUGUGUGGGGCCGACAUCGGACUUGCGUAACUGUAACACCCAUACCUGUGCAGUUGAUGGAGUGUGGAAACACUGGUCAGACUGGUCAAUUUGCCCAGUUACGUGCGGUGGUGGUACUUCUCGAAGAUCAAGGUCAUGCGAUGGCCCUUAUUUUGGUGGUAUAAACUGCAGCGGACUUUGGAGUGAAGGGCAACCGUGUGGAACAGAACCUUGCCCUAUUGAUGGGGUUUGGGAAACCUGGUCUAAAUGGUCAUCUUGCCCAGUCACAUGUGGCGGAAGUAUGUCACGGAGAUCAAGGUCAUGUGAUGGUCCUCGGUUUGGCGGGAAAAACUGCAGUGCUCCCUGGCUUGAAGAAAAAACAUGUGGAACUGUUCCAUGCCCGAUUGAUGGGGUUUGGGAACCCUGGUCAGAAUGGUCAGUUUGUCCCGUCAGUUGUGGUGGAAGUACAUCACAAAGGUCAAGGUCUUGUUUGGGUCCACACUUCGGUGGUAAAAACUGCAGUGCUCCCUGGACAGAGGCUAAGCCAUGUGGGACAGACCAUUGCCCUAUUGAUGGCGAAUGGACCACGUGGUCAACCUGGGGCUUAUGCAACGUCACUUGUGGAGGUGGAAGCCAGUCUCGCUCUCGAACUUGCAUUGAACCAAAGUUCGGUGGUAAAGUCUGUGAAGGGGAUGGAGUUCAGCUGAAGGGUUGUAAUGACAUCCAGUGUCCAAUUGAUGGAGUGUUCCAAACAUGGGAAGAGUGGGGAGCUUGCAGUGUCACUUGCGGUGGAGGAGAAAAAAUACGAAGCCGGAAGUGUACAGGUCCAUUUCAUGGAGGCAGGAACUGUACUGGACCAUGGGAGGACAAAGCCACGUGCGGCACUGCGUCAUGCCCGGUGCUUUGGUGGUUUGCUUUGUUUUCAUCCUUGCCCUGUCGAGCCAAGACUUUUGAGGCACAGCUUGAUCCGCCCCUUACACAGUUGAUGGUACUUGGUUGUCCUGGGGCGCGUUCUCAGAAUGUGACCUUACGUGCGGAGGUGGUCUACGAAGCCGUAAACGCGACUGUGACGGACCAUUCUUUGGUGGGACAGACUGCACUGGCAACGACGAGGAACAAGAACUAUGCAACGAACAAAACUGCCCAGUCGAUGGCGAAUGGCAGAACUGGGAGAUUUGGGGAACCUGCAGCACUACAUGUGGCGGAGGAAUACAGUGGCGUGACCGGGGAUGUGUUGGGCCAUUUUGGGGUGGUCAGGACUGUUUGGGAGACUCUAAAGAGUCCCGUGACUGCAACACACAAAGCUGUCCGGAGGAUGGGUACUUCAACGAUUGGGCUCAAUGGAGUCUCUGUGACGUCACAUGCGGCGGAGGGAUACGCUGGAGAAAUAGAACGUGUAAUGGUCCGUUCUAUGGCGGUGCCGACUGUGAUGGUGCGCGGAACGAAAGCGAGGCUUGUAACGAUCACUACUGCCCAGUUGAUGGCGUCUUCAACAAUUGGUCAGACUGGGGUACUUGCAGUGCCACAUGCGGAGGUGGUAAUAAACUGCGUCAGCGCACCUGCCAUGGUCCAUUCUUCGGCGGUAAAGAUUGCGUUGGUCCACGUGAAGACACAGCGUCGUGCAACCAACAUAACUGCCCUGUGGACGGGAUAUGGGCGGAGUGGGCAAAGUGGAGCACGUGCACGCUCACGUGCGGAGGGGGGCAGCAAUGGAGGACAAGGAACUGUAUCGGACCGUUUGAUGGUGGUAAAGAAUGUCCAGGCCCUCGCAACGUCACUCAAGCCUGCAACACAGAUAACUGCCCCAUUGACGGCGUCUACGGUGAAUGGUCCUCAUGGGGAGCAUGCAGUGACACGUGUGGCGGAGGCACACAAGAUAGGACUAGGUCGUGCACCGCCCCUAAAUAUGGUGGUGUCGACUGCUUAG
Haliotis rubra (blacklip abalone) is the source of this 4115-nucleotide messenger RNA. RefSeq names its product SCO-spondin-like. The transcript has 24 exons. Gene Ontology annotation, cellular component: membrane. The record is from RefSeq and is a predicted model, not a curated record. Bases 123 to 4115 code for a protein of 1330 amino acids. NCBI's taxonomy places the organism in Eukaryota, Metazoa, Mollusca, Gastropoda, Lepetellida, Haliotidae.